GUAAACGUCAAAUAUUGCUCAUCCAUCACAAAAAUGGCUGCUCUCAGAGUGUUCAGCCGUAAUUUACCGUAUUUACGACAACAAUUUUCCGCAUUAUUGGGAAACACGUCACCGUCAGUGAAAUUCAUAUGUGUAGUUGUGAUAAUAGGGUACAUUUUGUCAUUUUCUGACGAUGUAAUAGACGUUCUCAGUGUAACUCCAGGGUAUUUGUUGCCACCUUCUUUUCAACUGUGGUCCACUUUCACGUUCUGGUUUCUUGAAAUACAUUUGUGGGAGGUGGUCAUCGAUAUCGUGACAGUAGGUCUGUGUGGGAAAUUGAUCGAGCCACUAUGGGGUCAAAAAGAGAUGAUGAAGUUUUUCUUGUUGACGAACGUAGGUGUUGCGUUUCUGACUACGUUCUAUUACUUGGUGAUUUUCGCUUGCACUGGCCAGGCGUCGUACCUGUUCGACAUUCACGUGCACGGGCUGGCCGGGUACUUGGCCGCGGUCAGCGUCGCUGUGAAGCAGAUUAUGCCAGAUCACUUGUUGAUAAAAACACCUUUAGGUAAACUCACAAACAGAUCACUGCCUUUGCUGCUCCUAAUCGUUGCAAUAAUCCUGUGGGCGGUGGGGGCCUUGGAAGGCACCUACCCGUGCAUGUGGGGCAGCGGAACCAUCCUGUCCUGGAUGUACCUCAGGUUCUGGCAGAAGCACAGUAGUGGCACCAGGGGAGAUAUGGCAGAAAACUUUAGUUUUGACAAUUUCUUCCCAACGGUGCUACAACCGGUCGUGCGGGGCAUCCUGGGCCCGCCGCACCGCUGCCUCGUGCGGAUGGGGCUGUGCACGCAGACGCCGCGGCGAGUGCACCUCGCGCUGAGCCCUCGGGGAGUUAGUAUUACUAUGCCGGGGGUGGAGCCGCAAGAUAUGGAGAGGAGAAGACAAAUUGCACUCAAAGCAUUGAGCGAGAGAUUGUCGAAGACGUCCGAGCAGACGAGACAAAAGAACUUGUCAACAAAAGUGAAUAUGGAGACUGUGCGUAAAAUGCAGCAGUCGCACGUGAUUCCUCAGUUCUCGUCUGAAGCGGCCGCGCAAACGCCGCCCGCGCCCGCGGAAGCGACCCUCGUUGACCUCAGUACUGACCCCGCGGUGCCGGCCAAACAGUCAUGAUCCACGCAGAUACUAACCUAGGAUAAGACUAUUCACUGAACUAACGAUUGUUCGCGCUCUCGUCAGAUUACCGCUGUCACAUUAGGAUGCAGGUGCGUUCAGAAUCCUUUUACUACGCUGGUUAGUAGCGUGACUAGGGUUUCCAGUUGUCCGGCUUUUUAUGGUCUUGUCCGGCCUGUCCGGCUUUUGUUAGGCUUUUUUAUAAUAUGAAGCGCACGCAUCAGGACGUUGUUGGGCAACCGAUGAUGAUAGUACUCACUCUGAGCUAUGACACUUAUUGUGUUUUUGGACCUGGCAACCAUAAGCGUGACACACCAAUAAGUUUCAAGCAGUCUUCGUCAGACUGUCAUGUCAUGAAUAUCAUCUUAUUUGUUUGCAGUAUAGCUUGUCUAUUGGCGCGUAAUAAAGUUAUUCGCGACAUUGUUUUCCCGCGCCGCUACACCGUGAAAGCUGUUUUAAUAUGCAAUCCAAUAUGUAAUGCGAAUAAGUGCGAGUGCCGCGCUUAAAGUCGCGCGCCUGCACCUAAUGUGAAAGCGCUAAAGAUAACUGACAAUUCCUAAAGUUGAGAUUUUGUCACAGUGGUUUUACUUGAAAUGCCACAAAAACCACUGUUACAAAACAUUUGCAGAAGCCACUGCGAUUCAUCCGAAUUCCAAACGAAUACAGAUAAUGAUGCUGCCCGAACUGCUAGCUAAGGCUGUGUUUAGUAGUAUUUGAAGGUCCAAGUCGAACCACAGUCGAUCUUUUUGUGUUGAUUAUGGUAUACUCGAUGGGACAUCAGACGUAACAGUUGAACAGCAAAAAUAAUUCUUAUUGAGCAAGGAAUAAGUCCAAUGCCAAGGUCAAUAUGUUACUAAUGAUUGCCGUUGAGUUUACCUUUUAUGCUCAGUAAAAUGAUUUGAUGUGUACUUUUUGUCAUUGCCACACAUACCAACUUCUGUGGAUGUGAUGGCAGAAAUGGAUAAAGCUCAUUUACUGUAUUACAUCAUAAUAUUAAGUGGAGCCUGAGUGUCGGGCUUCGUCGUUAAAAUUUGAAAUGUCCAAUUGGUUAAGUUAUAAAUAUCCCCAAAGAAACUGUUUGUCCAAAUAAUUUGUAGUAUUUUUUCUUUCUCUUCGUAUUUUUUUGUAAUAUUAUUUAUGUUCACACUGUACAGCAGCAUUUCUUCAGACACUGAAUUUAUACGACUAGUAUUUUGUUUUAUAUUGUAAUGUUAUGUAAGUAUGGUUAAUGUUUGUGUGGUGUCAAAAAGCGAAAUAUUUUUUGCAGAUUUUAAUGCAUUUGUUAAUGGUGUCAAGAUGGGAGAAUGGAUGGAGUGAGACAUUGUAAAUAUUAUUGAUAUUGAUUAGUGAUAAUAAAAAUACCCAAUUACUUAUUACA
This is a messenger RNA of Ostrinia nubilalis (European corn borer), 2524 nucleotides long. RefSeq names its product transmembrane protein 115. The record is from RefSeq and is a predicted model, not a curated record. The transcript has 4 exons. Lineage: Eukaryota; Metazoa; Arthropoda; Insecta; Lepidoptera; Crambidae. Gene Ontology annotation, biological process: retrograde vesicle-mediated transport, Golgi to endoplasmic reticulum. The coding region runs from base 34 to 1146 and encodes 370 amino acids. Gene Ontology annotation, cellular component: membrane; Golgi apparatus.